AUGACCAACCAUACAAGCAUAACUGAAUUUGUCCUCCUGGGAUUCAGGGAUCAUCCAGAGCUACAGUAUCUUCUUUUUGUGGCAUUCCUACUUAUCUAUAUGACCACUGUGGUUGGAAAUCUCGGCAUGAUCCUGUUAAUCAAGAUUGACUCGCGUUUCCACACUCCCAUGUACUUCUUUCUCAGUAACUUGUCUAUUGUUGAUUUCUGCUACUCUUCUGUCACUGCCCCCAACAUGCUGGUGAACUUCUGGGUGGAGAACCCAGUCAUUUCAUUUAAUGGAUGUGCCACUCAAUUCUUCUUCUAUGGUUCUUUUACUGGCAUUGAGAGCUUCCUGUUGGCCGUGAUGGCCUAUGACCGUUACGUGGCCAUCUGCAAGCCUCUCCUUUACACAGUCACCAUGUCCCCUCAUCUCAACAUCCUCUUGGUGUUAUUUACAUAUCUUGCAGCCUUCAUAAAUGCUGCCAUUCACACUGGCUUCACCUUCCAGCUGUCUUUCUGUGGCUCAAAUGUCAUCAACCACUUUUUCUGUGACCUUUUGCCACUCCUUAAACUCUCUUGUUCUGACACACACAUCAACGAGGUUAUUAUUUUUGCUACUGCCAGUUUUAAUGAACUGAGCUGCAUCCUGACUAUUCUUGUUUCUUAUCUCUACAUCCUGGCUGCCAUCUUGAGGAUCCAGUCUGCCAAGGGAAGGCACAAAACCUUCUCCACCUUUGCUUCCCAUUUGAUGGCAGUCACCAUCUUCUUCGGGACAAUUCUAUUCACGUAUCUGCACGCCGGCUCCAGCUACUCAAUGCACCAAGACAAAGCGGUGUCUGUGAUGUAUACAGUGGUCAUCCCCAUGUUGAAUCCUCUCAUCUAUAGUCUGAGAAACAAAGAGGUCAAAGCUUCCUUAGGUAAAAUUUUUAAAACCAACUCCUUUUACUGGUGUUGUUAA
Messenger RNA from Trichechus manatus latirostris (Florida manatee), 939 nucleotides. Its product is annotated as olfactory receptor 1020-like. Gene Ontology annotation, cellular component: membrane. Gene Ontology annotation, biological process: sensory perception of smell; G protein-coupled receptor signaling pathway. Lineage: Eukaryota; Metazoa; Chordata; Mammalia; Sirenia; Trichechidae. The coding region runs from base 1 to 939 and encodes 312 amino acids. The record is from RefSeq and is a predicted model, not a curated record. Gene Ontology annotation, molecular function: odorant binding; G protein-coupled receptor activity; olfactory receptor activity. The transcript has a single exon.